Molecule: messenger RNA, 927 nt
Organism: Chiloscyllium plagiosum (whitespotted bambooshark)
Lineage: Eukaryota; Metazoa; Chordata; Chondrichthyes; Orectolobiformes; Hemiscylliidae
Source: RefSeq, a predicted model, not a curated record
CUCGCUUCUUGGUUCGGCUGAGAAGCAGCUGCUAGCUCAAGAUUCGGAAAGCAAAGGGAAAAGGAUAUACAUAUAAAUAAAUAUUCAAAAUAGGUGGAAGCAGUUUCAUAGACUGCAGCGCUACGUGUCGGAAAAUCGACUUCAAUUGAAAUGACUAUCUUGUGCUGACAUUGACCAGUUGAAGUUUGAUUGAACUGAUUAGAAUAUAAUCCUUUGGAUGUGAGGCUUAAAUGGGUCCAGUUAUUGGCAUGUCUCCAACGAAGAAAACUGAGACCCCAGGAAUAGGGGAGACUUGCAGUUUGAAUUCAAGUUGCCCCAUUGACAGUUUGCCAGACAUGGCUGGUGCAACAAGCAUGAAAGCCAUUUCUGCAAACAAAGGAAUAAUGGAUGAUGAAGAGCUCACAAACCUGAACUGGCUUCAUGAAAAUAAAAAUCUCCUAAAAAACUUCAGCCUGGGUAAUGAGGUGCUUCGCAGUGUUAGUCCUACACGUGACAUCACUGAAGAAGAUUCUAUGUCUUCACCUCUUUCAGAUUCUCUGAACAAUGACCAGCGCGGAUUAAACUCCAAGCCUCCAUAUUCUUUCAGCUGCCUUAUUUUUAUGGCAAUUGAACACUCGGCCAGAAAAUGCCUUCCAGUUAAGGAUAUUUAUAAUUGGAUAUUGGAACGUUUCCCAUAUUUUACCAAUGCACCUACUGGUUGGAAGAACUCUGUUAGGCACAAUCUUUCCUUGAACAAAUGUUUCCGGAAGGUGGAGAAAGACCAUGGCAAGACUGUUGGGAAGGGUUCACUGUGGUGUGUAGACCCACAGUACAGGCCAAACCUCAUUCAAGCCCUAAUGAAGACUCCAUAUUAUUCAACAACACAAGUCUUUUACACACCGCCAGCCUCGCCUCCAAGGUAAGUGCCUAGUUCCUGUCAGCUUUCUU